AUGUCCCUUUCGUCCAGCCGUUCGAAACCGCUACCGAACCGGAGCGUCCACAGCCUCAGGAAUGGAGGAAGAGCCUCUAGAGACUCCUCCAGGGUCCGGCGGAAAUCUAUCACUCCCAACGAUGCCUACACUUAUGCUCUCCGAGUGGCCUACCUGUCGUACUUGCUGCAGCCGCGCAAAACCAGGAAGAAACAUAUCGAGACCAGGCCGGCGAUCAAUCGCACGAACACUUCCCAUUCCUUCAAUGACUUGAUGAAAGAUUUUACCAUGGUUCGAGAUGCAAAGAGCGCAAGAUUCCCCCAUGAUUUCAUCAAAGAGCUGGAAAAGAGGCUGCAGGGCAUCCUUAUUGGUAAAGAGAGGCGGCAGGAAUACCAUGAGCCUGUGGUCAAAAGGGUUUUCGCCAUAUUUCUCAAUACUCUGUCCGAUCCUGCUUUCAAAAAGCGCAUGGAGGCGGAUCGAAGAGCUGAAGAUCUGGUACUCAUCUUCUUCUCCACGGCCACCAAGGAGUUACAGAAGGGUCAUCCUGCGGGAGACGAUGCUGUCAAGCGUCUGGUUGAUCGCCACGUCGCCCUCUUCGUUCGCCUCUUGUCUUUGAUCCUCCAGGAUCGUGACUGGGCCAAGGACAAACCUGACCUGGCAGCUCGACUGCAAACUCUCGAGUCCAAGUUGCUGAAGGGCGACGAAAAUCUCGCCGCAUCACAGGCAAAUGGAGAAUGGACCACCGUCGAGGAGGUGAUUCCUCUCACCUAUGAGGUCAAGGACAUGCCCCUAGUUCAGGUGGUGGGGCGCAUCUUUGGUCUGACCAACACUAUGAUGCAGUCCGACAUUAACAAAAACAAGCCUAUCUGGACAGAAAAGGCAGCGCUUCAGGAUCUGAAGACGUACCAGCAACACCUCACCCUCGGGACGAAGUUGACGUUGAAUUCCCACGACUUCGACACCCAAGAAGCAUACGAGAGCUGGAAAAGGACCGAAGGGCCGGACCUCUCCCAACUGAUGCUGGCCAUCAUCCAGUCGAAUCCCGAGUUGGCCAAAAGCACUCCGGGCGGCGCGUUGCCUCAAUUCAACCCUCAGAAUGAGCCUUCUAGCCCCUCGGAUUCUCAUUACGCCGAACUCUCCAGAGCCCUGUCCCAGUCCGGGGCCUCUUCAUCCUACGUCUUAGAUCUGCCGGCAGAUCUCAGUUCCCUUCAAUUGACUUCGGGCGAUCCCUCUCAGCACGACGACAAUGCGGCGCAAGUCUAUACUUUUAUACCUCCCGAUCCUAGAGCCAUGUUUCGAUAUGUUAUGCUUCAAGCCCUUAAUCAUGACCUUAACGAUAAGAUGAACGGCAGUGACGGCGGUCCCGGGGAUGGCCGCUUGUUCUCCAAGGAGACUACAGAGCUGUUGAAUGAAAUUGCUUUGAGAUGGCGAAUACCCAAGUUCACUCGUAUUGUCCUCUUUCUGGAUGUUGUUCGUGAGAAAUUUACAGAGAACCAGCUCAGUCUGGAAAUGCUUGACGCUGCCUUCAACUACGUCAAAGAGCCGUUGCAAGAUGACCACAAGAAUAAAAGAAGUUCUUUGAUCAUGAGUACGGCCCUGUACGAUCGCAAUAAUUGGACCGUCACCGAUUUUGCCUUGAUGGGCAGGCUUCUCAACAGCAUCUAUGAGACACUCCUUCGAGACCUGUACGAAGUUAUCAUGACAUCCUAUGCCGAUAAGGCUCAGUUGCCACGGUUGGGGGCCAUCAUGGCCGUGAUAGACGAGCAUAUUCGCAGCGACCCAAAUUUCAAUCAAAGCCCCGAAGAUUUCGAAAACUUCAAGAAGGCUGCCAUUGACGGGUUGGCGACGGAAGCGCGGAAGAUCUAUGACUCUCUUCUGGACCGCGAACUCCCUCAAGAAAAUGACAAGUGGGAAUUCUAUCAUAUUCAGCAAUUGGCAAAGGCUGUAUUGAAGCUUGCAGAGAAAGUCCAGAAGAGGUUCAGAAAGAAUCCAGAAAUCCUUGGUAUCAACCCGUUGAUGAUACUGAUCAAUUGUACCCUGCCCACGUUUGCGGAGGAUUCAAAGGCAAUGGUGGAGCAAAUCCUGAAUGUUGCCCAGAGAGACGGAUUUGAAGUCACUAUUCAAGAUGGGUUUGAUUUGUACAAGGAGCUGAGCGAGUUCCGUCGCGUCCACGCUGAUGCCUUACCACACAUACCAUUUCCCUACAAAAUCGAAGACCUACUGGCUGAUUUCGUCUGGCGCUGGAUCAAGACCACUGAGACACAAGUCAUUGGCUGGGUCGAGAAUGCAGUCAAGCAAGAUGAGUUCAAGAUCAGGACGCAGUUGCCGGACCAGACGCCCACUGAGGAUGAACGCCACUCAACGUCUGUUCUCGAUAUUUUCAGCUCUUUCAACCAAGUCAUCAACCAAAUCAGUGAACUCAAUUGGGAUGAUGAUCUCAGCUACGCGAAAUUUAUGACAGCACUUUCCAAGGCUAUCGGCCAGGGCGUCUCGAGAUACUGUGAAUUGCUCGACCAAAUGUUCAAUAAAGAGAUGGAUCGAUUGACGCCUGAACAAGAAGCUGCUGCCAAUAUGACCAGACAAGAGAAAUGGGUUCAACUGGCGAAAGACACGUGGAACCAGAAAGAACGAGUGGAGCCUUUCAAUUUCUACCCGGAAUCCUUUGUCAAACUCAACGACAUCCUGUUCGCCGUUCAACAAUGGGAUAAACUGGAGACCGAGGUCAACGUUGAUGCCUGUGCCGAAGUUAUCAAAAAGUAUGCUCCGCCACUCGCACAACGGCCGAAAAAAUCGUCGAAUUAUGUUUUCACGAUCAAGAUCGUGGAAGCUGAGGAUCUCAAAGCUUGUGACGUUAGUGGCUUCAGCGAUCCUUAUGUUGUCUUGACGGAUGAAUACCAGAAGCGGUUGUUCAAGAGCAGGAUCGUCUAUCGGAAUCUGAGUCCACGAUGGGAUGAAUCCGUGGACAUUACUACGCAAGGACCCCUCAAUCUCAUUGCUACCAUCUGGGAUUGGGACGCCAUGGGUGAUCACGACUACGUGGGAAGAACUUCGCUCAAACUGGAUCCUGCACACUUUAGCGACUUCCUGCCUCGAGAAUACUGGCUGGACCUGGACACCCAGGGCCGAGUCAUGAUCCGCGUCAGCAUGGAAGGAGAGCGGGACGACAUUCAGUUCUACUUCGGCAAAGCCUUCAGGAGUCUUCAACGAACCCAGCGGGACAUGACGCGAAAGAUCACCGACAAAUUGUCGGCGUACAUCAAUCACUGUCUCUCUCGACGUGCACUCCGAUCUUUACUCAAUCGGGGGAUCUCCAUGGCCAAUGUGUCUGCCAAUGUCUCGUCAUUCUUUGCGCGCAACCGUGCGUCGGUGGCACCAACGACGACCAUGCCAACCGAAGCAGAGAUUGUCAACGCCCUGAAACCGCUCUUCGACUACUUUGACGACAACUUUGCCAUCAUGCAACAAACAUUAACGUCGGAAGCCAUGAUUGCAGUCAUGACGCGCAUCUGGAAAGAAGUUCUCGUCACCGUCGAGGCUCUCCUUGUCCCGCCGUUGUCAGACAAGCCUUCCCAACAGAAAGCCCUGACGCAACAGGAACUGGACAUCGUCUUCAAGUGGCUGCAAUCUCUCCUGGAAUUCUUCAACGCCGUCGAUGAAGACACUGGAGAAGCCAAUGGCGUGCCUCUCAAUGUCCUGAAGAGCCCAAAGUAUCACGAACUGCAAAUGCUCAACUUCUUCUACUUCGAGCCCACGGACUCUCUCAUCCGUGAAUCGGAAAGAAUGGCCAGCGCCACGGCUGCCAACCAACAAAUGCACCGGUCAAGAUUUUCUGCUCCGGCCAAUCUGAGCAAUCACCUUGGUGCGGGCGGUCUCCUCGACCCCGGCAAUCUCGCGGGAGCACGCCGCGCUAAGAGCAUUUUGCUCUCCCGCAACCUUGGCACGAAACGCAAAGCCAAAGAAGAAAAAUGGAAAGCUGCUCAGGCAGAGCCGAAUGAUGACAUGAUAUUGAGAAUUUUGAGAAUGAGACCUGAGGCCGCCGGAUACUUGAGGGAUCGGAGUAGGCAGAAAGAGAGGCUUGCGGCCGCAGCGGCGGCCGAUUUGAUCGUGAGACAGAGUCUUCUGAGUGGCGGCGGAAGGAUGACCGGACCUUCAGUGAUACGAAGGUAG
Molecule: messenger RNA, 4146 nt
Organism: Fonsecaea erecta
Lineage: Eukaryota; Fungi; Ascomycota; Eurotiomycetes; Chaetothyriales; Herpotrichiellaceae
Exons: 1
Coding region: 1-4146 (1381 amino acids)
Source: RefSeq, a predicted model, not a curated record